CCGGAUAACUCGCCUCCCGGCCCUUCAUUGGCCGGUCGCUGUUUUAUGACGUCACGGGGAGCGCCGACAGCCCGAGGACCCGGCAGCUCCACGUGGAGAGUGUUCUGGUGGGCGCCGCAGGGCCCUGCGCGAGGGGAUGGAGACGACUCGAAGGAGAAGCCGGCGCCUGGAGGGGCUGGAGGCCGAGAGCCCCGCGACCCCGGACCCGUCCCGGGGGGCCCGCAAGGCCCGGCGCGCCCUCCUGGGAUCCAAGGCCGAAGCUGCGUUAGAGCCGGUGCCGGAAGCGGCGGCGGGAGUGGGCGAAGCGGGUCCGGAGUCCCCCCAGAACCCCAGAGGCCCUGGCCUGGGAUCCCCCAAGAACAAACAUGAGGACUUGGGGUCUCCCCAGCGUCAGGGUCCAGAGUCCCCCCAGAAUCAGCCAGUGCCCUGCCCUGGGUUCCCCAAGAGCCCUCAGAGACAGGACUUGGGGUCCACCCCUCGGAAUCAUUCAGAGCCUAGUCGGGGGUCCCCCAAGAGACAUCAGAAUCAGCAGGCCAAGGGCGCUGGAGGUGAAAGGGAGCCAGGCCUGAGACCCUCGCAAAGCCCCAAGAAGCCCUGGGUGGGGUCUCCUAAGAGUCAUGGGGCUCAGGGCUCGGGGCCCCCGGGAUACUCCAGAUCCCCCCCAGACGCCAGCUCGCUGUCCCCCCAAAGUCUGAGAGACAAGGAAUCGGGGUCCCAUCGAGGACAGCCAGAGCCUGGCAGAGAGUGCCCCUUGGGUCAUCCUGAGCCAGUGGCCCCCAAGUCGGGAGUGCUUCCCCAGGACGGAGCUGCAGAGACGCAGCCCGGGACCCAGGCACCCCAAACCAAGAAGCGGGGUGGCACCCCUGCCCCCACCCCAGCCCCCAAGAAGCCCAAGCAGAAGGAGGCCCCCGCAGUUCCCAAAGGGAAGCCUAAGUCUGGCCGAGUGUGGAAGGAUCGCAACAAGAAAAGGUUUUCCCAGAUGGUCCAGGACAAGCCGCUUCGAACGUCCUGGGAGCGCAAGAUGAAGGAGCGGCAGGAGAGGAAGCUGGCCAAGGACUUUGCCCGCCACCUGGAGGAGGAGAAGCAGAGGCGCAAAGAGGAGAAGAAGAGGCGGCGGGCGGAGAACCUGAAGAGGCGCUUGGAGAAUGAGCGGAAGGCAGAGAUCGUCCAAGUGAUCCGGAACCCCAGCAAGCUCAAGCGGGCCAAGAAAAAGCAGCUUCGGCGCAUCGAGAAGAGGGACACCUUGGCGCUUCUGCAGAAGCAGCCCCCGCGGCGCCCGGUGCCCAAGGAAUGAGUGGGUGCCGGGGGCCUGGCUGUCCCUCGGCUUCUAGCCCCAGCCCUGUGGCUAUUGGCACCUCCAGGGACCUGUGAUGGCUGCGGGGACUCGAUCCACCCGGACAUUCGUUCCCAAGGACAGCAGUGGAGGAAGCCCAGGCUGAGACCUUGGGUACUUUGGGGACCUUGGGGGGCCUUGCCCCUUGGAGCCCUGAGAUCUGGACAGAAGGGCCGGUGGCUGGACCAGGGGAGGGGAGCAGACUUUGUCUCUUUGUGAGCGGUAAAUAUUGUCUCCUCCCGGCUAGCCUUUCGCAACACGGACACGAGACAAGGGAUAUGUGCCAUUUUAUUGUCUGUCACAGGCGUGGGGGGGGGGGCAGAGGGCAUCUGGCUGCCAACCAGGAGUCUCUGUUCCCUACACUCCAUGCCCCCUGGCAUUGGAAGAGGAGCUGCAGGGACACCCCCCUGCCCUCAAGACUCACGAGCCCAUGGGCCAGCCCAGGGAGAAACAACAAAUAUGGGUUCCUUCUUCCCCCCAGCUUGAGACGUUGCAGAGGAUGUGGAUGGGAGGGAAGGGCCCCUUGGUGGUCCUUUGGGAAGAUCUGGGGGGGGAGGGGGAGAAGCUAUCCCUGAGAGCCACUGAGGUCGUGAGUCCAUGUUUUGGGUUGCCCUGUAACCUGAGGAUGUGCCCAUUCCUGGAGAAAUUGAUCCAAUAAAUUCAUUACCUUUCAAAUGUCAA
Phascolarctos cinereus (koala) is the source of this 2014-nucleotide messenger RNA. The record is from RefSeq and is a predicted model, not a curated record. NCBI's taxonomy places the organism in Eukaryota, Metazoa, Chordata, Mammalia, Diprotodontia, Phascolarctidae.